This is a messenger RNA of Lolium perenne, 1237 nucleotides long. RefSeq lists its product as uncharacterized. Lineage: Eukaryota; Viridiplantae; Streptophyta; Magnoliopsida; Poales; Poaceae. The record is from RefSeq and is a predicted model, not a curated record.
AUGCACUCGCUCGGCUUACCCCUCUCUCUCAUCUUCUUUAUAACCAUGUACAACUACCAGGACAGCUCGAGCAGCCUGCAGUGUGAAGUUCAGUGAGUGAGAGAGGGUCCGGCUGCAGAGCAGAGAUAUGGGGCACCACUCCUGCUGCAACAAGCAGAAGGUCAGGAGGGGCCUGUGGUCGCCAGAGGAGGAUGAGAAGCUCGUCAAGUACAUCUCCACGCAUGGCCAUGGCUGCUGGAGUUCCGUCCCCAGACAAGCUGGGUUGCAGAGGUGCGGCAAGAGCUGCAGGCUGCGGUGGAUCAACUACCUGAGGCCGGACCUCAAGAGGGGGAGCUUCUCGCAGGAGGAGGAGGCGCUCAUCGUUGAGCUCCACAGGGUUUUAGGGAACAGGUGGGCCCAGAUAGCCAAGCACCUCCCUGGCAGGACGGACAACGAGGUGAAGAACUUUUGGAACUCCACCAUCAAGAAGAAGCUCAUAUCCCAGGCCGUGGGCAGCCUUCACGCCGGUAACAUCCCUUCCCCUGCAGACUUGUACUACAGCAUUCUUGACGGAGCGGCAGGACAAGGCAUGGCAGCUCCACCCGGGUGCGCGUCGUUGAGCGCGCUGGAUCACAUUCACAAUGCAGCUCAGGCAGGAGCCGUCGCGCAGUCCCCUCCAUCUUCGGCGCACAACUCUACGUCAUGGCUCAGCUUCGCCUCUCAGCCGAUGUUCCUCCCCAGCCACGGCGCCGACCUCCAGUACGCCGUCGACGGGGAGUUCAUCAGGCUGUGCCGCGCGGCGGAGAACCCUUACGGCCCCGAGAACGACGCCGGCCUCUUGGCUCAGGAAGUCGCCGGCGCCGCCGCCGGCGAUCGGAGCUGCAUCCCGACGUUUGUCGAGCCGAAGGGCGCCGUCGUCGAUCCGGCCAUGGGCCCGGUGGCGGACUUCAUGGACGCCAUCCUGGGUUCCUCGUCCACGUCGAACGCCAGCGCUUCGUCUGUCGACAGCUUCUCCGCGAACACCGGCAUGCAGCUUCACUGGAUUCCCUGAAUUGAAUGUUUACUGGUGUUUCGGUAGGUGUAUGUAUGGCUUGAUCUAGAGCUCGCAUCCUAGUAGAAUCCCAAUUCGUAAAUGAAAUAACUACCACAUGGAGGACGUCUCCUUCCUAGGGUACGUACUUAUACUGAAGUAUUUGCAUGAGUAACAUGAGUUACGUGUAAAUAUAUAUUUAGGAAUUAAUGGUAAGUAUAUACUAUA